This is a messenger RNA of Xiphophorus couchianus (Monterrey platyfish), 1177 nucleotides long. It is a transcript of the gene arpc4l, whose product is annotated as actin related protein 2/3 complex, subunit 4, like. Gene Ontology annotation, cellular component: Arp2/3 protein complex; actin cytoskeleton. The coding region runs from base 135 to 641 and encodes 168 amino acids. The transcript is spliced from 6 exons. Gene Ontology annotation, biological process: actin filament polymerization; Arp2/3 complex-mediated actin nucleation. The record is from RefSeq and is a predicted model, not a curated record. Gene Ontology annotation, molecular function: actin filament binding. Lineage: Eukaryota; Metazoa; Chordata; Actinopteri; Cyprinodontiformes; Poeciliidae.
CGUGCAGACAUCCGCCCCUUCAAACAAGGAGUUAAUAGAAAACGAGCGCACUUUCGCUGUACUCUACUAUGUAGGAUUUACGGAAGAGUCGUCCCAGGCGUGGCUGAGGAACUUCCUUCUUGUACAGAUCAAAAAUGACGGCGACUCUGCGCCCCUACCUGAACGCUGUGAGGGCCACCCUGCAGGCAGCCCUCUGCCUGGAGAACUUCUCCUCUCAGGUGGUGGAGCGUCACAACAAGCCCGAGGUGGAGGUCAGGAGCAGUAAGGAGCUGCUUCUCCAGCCCGUGGUGAUCAGCCGUAACGACAAGGAGAAGGUUCUCAUCGAGGGGUCCAUCAACUCCGUCAGAGUCAGCAUUGCCGUCAAGCAGGCUGAUGAAAUCGAGAAGAUUCUUUGCCACAAGUUCAUGCGGUUCAUGAUGAUGAGAGCUGAGAACUUCUUCAUUCUGAGGAGGAAACCAGUUGAGGGAUAUGAUAUUAGUUUCUUGAUCACCAACUUCCACACGGAGCAGAUGUACAAACACAAGCUGGUGGACUUCGUCAUUCACUUCAUGGAGGAGAUCGACAAGGAGAUCAGCGAGAUGAAGCUGUCCGUCAACGCCAGGGCCCGCAUCGUCGCUGAAGAAUUCCUCAAGAACUUCUGAUGCUGGCCUUGUCUUUGGGGUCUCUCUAAGGUGCCAAUCAACUCACGGAGAACUUAGGGAGUAAACAGCCAAUCAGCGAGGAGAUGAGAUCGUUGUGACCAAUCCGACAGCCUUUUGUGUGCAUCCUGUAAUAUUUCCCCCGUAUUCAUGGAUAUCAAUUCCUGUAUAUAAUGAAAUAUUUGCCAGUUUCAUUGUCAGCCUCUCUGAACAAAUCCCCAAACAAAGGCGGGUCCUUAAAGUAUUAAUCAAGUUGAUAGCCAUGAAUACGAUGGAGCGCUGAGGAUUUGUUGUUGCAGAUAAAAAAAGAAAAAUGACCGGGUUUUUUUUUUGUUUGUUUUUUUUGUAUCGUCUAACGGAGUCCUGUAUGUUCUGUCGCCAUUGCUUCAAAAAUUGUCUCCAAAGUUUUGAACACAAAAAUGUCUAAGGGGAGCGAUCCGCGCGGCAUUAAAUCACGGAGUGGGAAGCCGCUCUAAAGUUGCCAUGGUAACCAGUGAAAGAAAAAAUAAUGAGAGAGAAAUAAAAGUCAUCUGUUUGUA